Messenger RNA from Phaedon cochleariae (mustard beetle), 1517 nucleotides. Lineage: Eukaryota; Metazoa; Arthropoda; Insecta; Coleoptera; Chrysomelidae. The record is from the annotation of a GenBank genome assembly.
ACAUCGCAAUUAGGUCGGCAUAAAAAAAAGAUUGUAUUUCUUCGUAGGUUGGUAAUUUUGCAAAGCUCAGCAUGUUGUUCAGGUUAAUCUAUAGUAUCAGCAUAAUUAAAUAAGACUUGAAUCAGUUCGCGUUCCAGUGUUUUAUCAUCAAAAUGGACAAAUUUGUGUGCAGGACGUGUCUCUAUGUAAGCCAAAAUAUAACAUUUUUCAGAACUGUGGAGAAAGUGAAGAAUAUUUUGGAGUUACUCGUACCUGAAAUAAAACCUAACAUUACCAAAGAUUCGAUAAUUUGCACGCAGUGCUACUAUUUUCUGAAGAACAUCGAAAACUUCAAACAAAAAUGCAUUGAUAAUCAAAAAAUGCUAAUAAACCACAACGUUUUCCUACACCCAACUGCGCACUACUUUCCGAUGCAGAGAAAUCAUCAGUCUCAAUAUGCAUUGCCAGUUCAAACUUUUUACGACGGGAGACAUGAGGAAGUACGGGAAAGGGAGGCAAAUUACUCACAAAAUAUGGUCAUACCAGAAAAUGAGUCUAUGUCUGACCCAAAUGUUGUUAAUCUUUCCUCUAUCGCAGCAGACACCGUGUCAACUCAGCAAAGACAAGAAUUGAAACAAAAACCUGACUUGAUGGGAAUCAGACCUACUACGCCUAAACAGAUACAAAGGAUCUCUGUCAUAAAAAGCUCCAAAUAUGUGGAGGAUAAAAAAAAGUUGGAUAAAUGCUUGAGUACCAAUAAGAUGGCCAAACUUUCAAAACACGCAAAUUCCGAUGCGAAUAUUAUCGAAAUAAGUGACGAGGAAGUUGAAAUGAAUGAUCAAUCGAGGUUGUACUAUAGUGACUAUUCAGAGGGGCAAAGUAUGGAGGAGGAUGAUGUCUUUGAAGAGAAACCUACGAUUACUAUAGUGAAAAAUGAACCAGAUGCUGAAGAAAACCCAAGCUUUUUCAACAAAAAAACCGAUGAAGGCUUCUACGACUGCAAACUGUGCGAUAGCAAAUACAUAAACUCCGAGGGCCUCUACGCACAUACAUUGGCCGAACACAAUGAGCUCAAGUUCUUCCACUGCGACCUGUGCAACUUCUUCUCCCUGUGGAAAUCUGCUCUGAGCAGACACGAGUCCCUUUUCCAUGCUGCCGAAGAUACCAGGUUCGAGAGCAAAACCUCAUCUCUACCCGAAGACUUGUUCUUGUUCUGCUACCACUGUGCCUACAAGACCAAAACGAAGGAAAACCUCGUCAAACACAUUCGAGUCCAUUUCAACAACCAAACAACCACCUACACUUGCUGCAAGUGCUUCAAAAACUUCCAUAGGAAGGAUAAGUAUGAUUUGCACGUUGAGGGGCACGAGAAAGGAAAGAUUAAUAUUCUCAGAAUACAAGGUGUUUUAAACCGCAUGGAAAAUAUUUCAGGGAUCGAUAUAGGAGGAAAGUAUAAGUCCUCUGGAAUGAAAAAUAUGGAGAGAAUAGCGGUAAAUUUGAAUUCACUAAACCCCAUUGCUACCCCAGAUGAGCGUUAA